AGUUUGUUGUAGCGGGUAACGUUUCAGUCAAUGCGCGCUGGAAGAUGAACAUGUUGAAGUAAGUUACUUUGCCCAAUUCCCUGGCGACAUGCGCUCGGAGACCCUCCCAGUGAGUGGAGAUGUGGUGCGUGAUACGGUACCACGACUGUAUCAUCUCAGAGCUGAAAGGAGCGAGGUUUUCUGGACAUUCGAUGGUCCUGGCUUCCAUACAGCACAUCAGCCAUGGAAAGUCACGGUCAGAACGAUCGACAGUACCAUAAAAAUAGUACGAUCUUUCUCCUCCAGUCUGUCCACGGCGCUUUCUUAGUGUUCGUGCAAGUAGAGGAACGUUUGCAGAGUGUUGCAGAGCAGCCAAGCUCAUGCUCAGUCAGCUGGAUACCAAGUGGCUCUUCAAAACCGGCAGAGGAAUGUCUUGGCCAACUGGUCUUCGGCAGCGCGCGGACUGCACGGUCAUCGGCAACGCCAGCCCAUUCCUAGGAUGCCGUGCAUGGUCAGCACUUGGACGAGUACCACGCACUUGCACGACGACGCUCCUGCUGCUCCUGCUGCUGCUAUUGAUUCUGCUGGUCAUACCCUGCGAGGCUGGAGCAGUACCAACUCAAGUCAAUGUCACUGUUCCCUGUACACUGCACGUGCAAUGCCCUCGUGCGGGAGAUCCGGCAUGCGCCACGUCAUGCUGCGGAGAAUAUGGCUGCUGCACAACUGGGGCGCAAAGCACAUUGCUCUCAACACAGCAUCGUCUCAGCGGCCAGUGUGCCAAUGAUACCGGAUUGCAGUACAGCGAGUGCAGGCGUCUGAUUGUGCAAUGUGUGAACAGCGGUCUGCCGCUGGACAGCUGUGCAAAGGAUGCUUGUUUCCCAAAGGACAACGCUGAAUGUUGCUACGUAGAGGAUGUUGCAAUGACAGACUGUUUUACCUUCUUCCUCGCACAUCCGCCAGUGCAUGUUGUGUGUGUUCCUCAGUCGUGCAUAGCAUCACAACAACUGGAUAUCUAUAUGGAGGAUUGGAACGGUCUGUACUGUGCCAUUUCUGGCCAUCCAGAUGUGCUCCAUUCUUGUCCGAUUUCUUCAGUGCAGUCUUUUUGUGUCGAUGACUCGUUCAGUUCAUGCUCUCUGGUCCAGUCCACCAAGUGUACCGCCCGGUACGGACACGAGUCGUUAGCUCCCAACACCGAUAGGUGUAACUGGACAUUAGCCAACGCAACUUCCGUCACUAUGCCAACAGAUCACUCGGGCAACAGCACCAACGACGAAAACUCUACUGUCAGCGGCGAUCCCAGCGGUAUACCAAGCAGCCAGGCGCCGACCGAUCGCCUGGCUAGCAGCACCGGCAAAGAUAGCUAUUUAGGGUUUUACGUCGGGCCCUAGACGACGGCUACUUUGGCCAACCGGACAACGAAGAAGUUGUGACCAAAGAGAAUGAUUUUAUUUCUUGCGCAUGCGUAUGUAGAAUGACGUAAUACUCAGGGAGUGAGGUCGCUACAGUACUCCCCCGCCAGUGGUGAGGUCGGGAGGAGCGAAGCACGAUAAACAAGAAACAAGAAAGAGAAGAGAAAGGAAAGCGCAGCAUGUACAAGGCGGAAAGGCAAAAAUAUAAUAAUAUGAUACAUAUGUACAAGCGAGAGCGCUGCGUGUAUGAAAUUUGUUUGAGACGUGGCAACAAAGGCCGAAACAAAAUCAAAAAUGCAGAAAGCGGAAAUGAGAGAGAUGCAUGACAGAGGCGGGUUAACAUGUCAGAGGUGUGUUAACGUGACAGAGGUGGAGAGCAUGUCAGAGGCAGAAAGAAAGAAAAGAGGAAAUGUACGCGUGACAGAGGAGUGUUAUCGUGUCAGAGGCGGAAAGAAAGGAAAUGUACGCGUGACAGAGGAGUAUUAUCAUGUCAGAGGCGGCUGCAUCUUGCAGGCUUGGCGGGGUACCAGCAGGAGCGCUGCACUGAUGCGAGGCAUGCCGAGUGAGGCGGGGACAGAUGGAGGCGAGCGCAGCUCCAUGGGGUCCGGUGCCGGGCGUGUGCCUGCGUGCGUGCACAGUGAGUGAGCUGGUACGACGGGUGGAGGUGGCCAAUUUCCAGCUUGAGGCCAGGACGAAGACGACUGGACGAUGUGCCGUGGCAGGAUAGCGGGGUAUCCAGGUGGGCCGGGAGGGUGGCAGGGGCCACAGCAGCUCCGAGGCGGAUCCAGUGACGAGUGGUGGUGAGGCUCAAGUUUUACGUCAACAGCCGGCGAUUGACGGGAUCCCGAGAGUUGAGGCGAGCAGGAAACUGCGGCGGGCCGAGCUCAGGGAUGGCAUGCUCAAAACUCCGAAGAGCGCAGCGUCAGGGGUCACCAAUUUAGGGUUUUACGUCGGGCCCUAGACGACGGCUACUUUGGCCAACCGGACAACGAAGAAGUUGUGACCAAAGAGAAUGAUUUUAUUUCUUGCGCAUGCGUAUGUAGAAUGACGUAAUACUCAGGGAGUGA
This is a messenger RNA of Sycon ciliatum, 2455 nucleotides long. RefSeq lists its product as uncharacterized. Lineage: Eukaryota; Metazoa; Porifera; Calcarea; Leucosolenida; Sycettidae. The record is from RefSeq and is a predicted model, not a curated record. The transcript has 5 exons. Bases 360 to 1367 code for a protein of 335 amino acids.